Penicillium cinerascens is the source of this 612-nucleotide messenger RNA. RefSeq lists its product as uncharacterized. The transcript has a single exon. NCBI's taxonomy places the organism in Eukaryota, Fungi, Ascomycota, Eurotiomycetes, Eurotiales, Aspergillaceae. The record is from RefSeq and is a predicted model, not a curated record. The coding region runs from base 1 to 612 and encodes 203 amino acids.
AUGGCCUAUGCCAUGGAUAAACUGGCUAAAGUCAUGAAUUACUCUAUCGACUCUGAGCUUCAGGCCGAAAUCCAACAUAAGAAACCCAAGGAUCCAGAGCCAGAUGGAGACGCAGAGCGACUAGUGAAAGAAACGCAUAAGGACGUUAUUUUCUCAGACAAACAGUUCUGGGAUGGAGCAAGUAUCAAGCAAGUUCGCCAACAUUUUUCUGAGUACCUUCGUGCAAGCAAAGGCCUAGGAACUGGUCGAUUCGAAGGCUGCCUUCUCAUUGCUGAGCGGUCACUAAAGUCAAUCGUUGCCAGUCCCGACCCCCAGUCUUGGCUCGAGGACACACGGCCUAGGAAGCCUAGUCAACCUUGGGGAUUUGUUGGUAUGACCGAUGGGCGGUAUCCUGAGAAUCGGUAUGAGCCUCGCUAUACGGGCUAUAUGCGGGUGGAAAUUCUUUGCUUGUGGAACCUGUGUAAUGAGUUGGCAUGUCAUCGCAUGCAGGAGCUCUGCCCCUCUGUUUCUGAUGGAUUGAUUCCGGUUUAUGACAGUGGAACUGGGAUAGCGCAUGACGAGGAGGGAAAUGUUUCCCCAACUUUGGCCGAUCGGAAGACUCGACUCUUUUGA